AUGGCCGAAAAGCUGCUGGUGUUCGGGCCGGCCGGCAACGUCGGCCGGCAGAUCCUCCCCCACGUCAUCUGCAAUCCCAAGUUCUCGGUGUGCCUGGCCUACCACAGGAACAAGCCCGCACAGUGCGACGAUCCCGGAGUUGAAUCUGUGCAGGUAUCCCUGGAAGACCUGGGCAGCGUUAAGAAGGCCCUCAGCUGGCUGCCGGACCGCAUCGUCUUUAUGGUCAAUCUGGCGCCGGGGACGCUGCCCAUGGCUCAAAACUUCGUGGCCGCCUGCAGGGCCGUGUCGCCCAGCGUCAAGCAGAUCGUGUACGUCUCGGAGUGCGAUUGCGACGAGUACCUCCGCACCGAAACGGCAUUCUACAAGGACCAGUGGGACACCGUGCAGUGCGUGCUGGAGUCUGGGCUGCCCGUGACGAGGAUUGAGCCGGCGUGCUUUAUGCAGAACAUCGACAGCUUUUUCGGAGUGCCGAACGAGUUGGCCAAGGGCACGGGGACGCUGACCAUCGGGAUGGAGACCACGACGCCCCUGGCUUGGAUCGACACCCGAGACAUAGGGGAGGCGGUGGCGAGGGUGCUUGAGAGGGACGCGGGCCAGGAGGUUGGCAAGCGAUAUCGCCUGGUUGGCGAUUAUCGGAGCAUGGGGGAGAUGGCGGAGAUGUUGUGCGGCGUCCUGAAUGAAUGCGAAUCCAAACCGAAGGUGCCGUAUCCGAAGAGGUUGGUGUACGAACAGAAUACGAUGGAGGAGUUGCAAAGGGGUAUGGAGGAAGCUGGGCUGGAGCCAGAUGUUGCCAAGGACAUGGCGAUUGUGUCGGCGACCAUGCAUGAGGGUCAUUUUCCAAUCUUCGCCGUGGACAACAGCGAGGAGCUUGAGGGGCUGCUGCGGCGCCCGGCCACCCGCCUCCAGCAGUACUUGAAGGACAAUAAAGGCCUGUGGGAAAGGUCCUGGGCCAGUGGAAAACUUGACAUUUGA
Messenger RNA from Ostreobium quekettii, 972 nucleotides. The record is from the annotation of a GenBank genome assembly. NCBI's taxonomy places the organism in Eukaryota, Viridiplantae, Chlorophyta, Ulvophyceae, Bryopsidales, Ostreobiaceae.